UUUGUCAUCACAUUCAGUUCAGGACUGCAAGCUCACCACUCAGCUAAAAUAUGAAAUCGUUUCACCAUGGGGCUUGAACAUUCAGCGGCAGUGCUGCUAUGCAGGAAACAUUGGCUGUCAUUCUCGUAAUCCCUUUGUAUUUUAUGAGCUCCUCUAGUUUUAAUUAUGUCUAGCAAACUUGUCAGUAAAACUGGUGAAGAUCUGCAUUUGUGAUUGUGUUAGAGCAGACUCAGGCGAUGAAAUCCUUCCAGGGGAAUGAAAUCCCCCCCCUCCCGGAGUCUCUUAAUUUGUUCCUGUUUAUUGCACCAUGUCAGCUGUUGUGAGGGAGGAUCCUGGCUAACUGAAAUGCCUGGCAACUGUAACCAAGGGGCAGGCAUUGCUGCGCUUGGGCACUGGUCUGUGUAAGUGACUUGAAGCAGGAAGGAAACGAGAAUGAGGGAUAAUAAAACAUGGAGCUGUAGGAGACAAAAGAAGAGAUGGAAGUCUUUGAUUAUUUUUGAAUGGGGAAACAUCUUCAGGGUGUGCAGGAAGAGGAGGAUAAUGAUAAAAGAGGGAGAACAUUGGAAAGAGAGAGAGAGAGAAUAGUGUGCUGGGAGGAGUUGUGUGCGAAAGAGGACCUCAGGUGGCACCAAAAGGGGGAGGGAGGAGAGAUAGAGAGUGAGCAAGAGCGGGAGAGAGCGGGGAAAGGGAGGAGGGAGCGAAUGUGAUCGAGAGGCACAGUGGAAGAGAGAGCGAGACUGUGAAGGGGGAGCCACUCACAGCAUCUCUGAACACCAGCAGUGAGGGGCUGUUCUCUUUUCCUCGGCUGGUUUCUAAUUUGCCGCACACUUUGGAAUAGAUCUGUUCAAAGUCUUUUUGCUUGAAUUUUCAAUUUCAAAGUGCAUUUUGCACUGUGCACGCUCGGCAGGAAUUGCUGUCAACCUGCUUUGGCUCACAGGUCUCUGAAAGGACAAGGACAGAAGCGGUACACAGAUCUUCCGAUUUCGGGAACGGACUUAGUACUUUAGAGGAGACUUUACAGAAUGUGUCACAAAGAAGUUGGAGAAGCAGCAGUGAGGUCUACCUCAAAAGGAAAGAAGCUGGGUAUGUACAACUAAACAGAUGCAGAGGUUGGGAUGCCAUGUGAUGUGCAAACUGUGGACUGAAACCAAGAACCUUGGGAUUUAAUACCUGUCCUGAUGCGAUCUGUGGAGAAACCUUCACAUAAGGAGCUAUAUACCUGUUUUGGAAGACACAGGUUUCUUCUUAUUUUUACGUGACCUGCUUUUAUCCGAGGCACAGUGAAAGUUCAUGACAAGUAAAUGGAGCAAAUAAAACCGAAGCCAUUGCUGUGGCCCCCCAGAACACAAUCUUGAAAUUUUGAUUAGUUCCGUUUUGCCUAACUUAGACUCCCGCAGGCUAUGAGCUGUGCUCUGCACAGAGAUGGCUCUGGCAACUCUCAUAUGCUGUUCUGUGUUUUUUUAGAGUGUCUGUGUUUUGAUUUGGACUAUAGAAACCAAAAGAGGGUCGAGACUGGCAAAGAGGACACAAUUCCAGAAACAAAACAUGGGUCAUGUUACUGUUUGGUGACAAACUAAUAUGAUCAGAUUUUUAUGAUCAGAUUUUUUCAGACUUUUGCAACUCUUGAAAUUAAUUUUUUGUGGACUUAGGAGAAGGUAUGACCCAGGAACUUUGUUCAUUUACAUUUUGUUACCUUUAUUGGUUCUUGUCUUAAUCCUUCUUAUAUUGUCUUAACUGGUCACAGGAAACUUAGGACCAGCUUAAGGAAUUGGUCAACUUCACUGUGGGUGCCGCGGACAAUAUUGCCAACUGGCCUUCAGCACAAAUACCCAACCCUUUUGUUUCCAGCAGCCAUAGUUUUGUUUGCAGAGGAAAUAUUUCUGCUUCACAAUUACUGAACUGCUCCUAAGCAUGACUGAUUUCAGAGGAGUGCUUGGCAAUUUUUUUUCUUCUCCACACAGACUGUAUUGAUUUUUGCCAAUGCUCAAUUCAUUGAGAUCCAGCCAUGUGAAAGACAGAGGUAAAGGGGAAUAGGCAGCAGAUUGAGAUCAAGAAAGCACAGACACAGGAUCACUUUGCAGGCCAUCUACAACGGAACCUUAUCCAAGUGGACAAGGUCCGGGACAAUGAACCGGUCGGUGCUGAUCGAACCGGUUCCCACUGUAAACAGCAGCCUCAGCGGUCACUUCGUCGUGUCCCUAAACCAUUCCUGCCCCCUAGGCUGGGGGCAGAACAAGGCCAUGGAAGCAUGCGUCGUAGAGACUGCUGUCAUUGUGUUGCUGACGGUGCUCAUCAUUGCUGGGAAUUUAACGGUGAUCUUUGUAUUUCAUUGUGCCCCAUUGUUACACCACUACACCACCAGUUACUUUAUCCAGACUAUGGCCUACGCAGAUCUGCUGGUGGGGCUAAGUUGCCUGGUUCCAACCCUUUCUUUGCUCCAUUACCCAGCUGGUGUCCAAGAGCCCCUCACCUGUCAGGUGUUCAGCUACGUCAUCUCUGUUCUCAAGAGCGUAUCGAUGGCUUGUUUGGCUUGCAUUAGCGUGGACCGCUAUCUGGCUAUUACCAAGCCUCUCUCCUACAACCAGCUGGUAACACCCUGCCGCCUUCGCUGCUGCAUCAUUCUCAUAUGGAUUUACUCUUGCGUGGUGUUUCUCCCGUCUUUCUUUGGCUGGGGUAAGCCAGGGUACCAUGGGGAUAUCUUUGAAUGGUGUGCCCACUCUUGGCCCACUUCUGCACUCUUCACUGGAUUUGUUGUGUGCCUGCUGUACGCCCCUGCGGCCCUAGUGGUCUGUUUCACCUACUUCCACAUCUUCCGCAUCUGCCAGCAGCACAACCGAGAGAUCAAUGAGCGACGGGCACGCUUUCCCAGCCAGGAGAUGGAAACUGCCGAAGGGGGCAACCACGCAGGCCACGGGCCAGACCGGAGGUACGCAAUGGUGCUCUUCCGGAUCACCAGUGUUUUCUACAUGCUUUGGCUCCCCUACAUUUUUUAUUUCCUUCUGGAGAGCUCCCAUGUGCUGGACAGCCCUGCCCUCUCCUUUGUGACCACCUGGUUAGCAAUUAGCAACAGCUUCUGCAACUGCGUCAUUUAUAGCCUGUCCAACAGUGUAUUCCGGCUGGGGAUGCGUAGACUCUCACAGACGCUCUGCUCCUCCUGCUCAUUCAGCCCCUGCACUCAUGAUGACAAGGACUUUGGAGAGCCAAAGCCAAGAAAGAGAGCCAACUCCUGCUCCAUCUGAAGGUCUCGAAGGGUUGCUUGGAUCAGUCAUACGCUUCUAAGUGUUGUUGCAAUGGAUUUUAAUGUAAUUGUAACUAUUGGUCGUUAGAAGAAACUACCAACAGUGAGGAUGUUGAAGUUGUCUAAUAGUCAUGUGAUCUACAUACCCUAGUAAAUAUUAAGAUAACACCUGCCUUGGUCCUGUAAAUACCACAGAAAGGUCACUGGCCACAACUAGUUUAACAACCUAGAGAUAUGCAGUUUUUAGAGCAUUUGUGAGCAAAAAACAAAGCCAAGGGGUGGGUUUAAAGCUCUCGCUUGUGAUGGCUCUUUCCAAAUAUAGAGCACACUUGCUAUUUUUAGAUACAUUGCCCAUGUUGCUGGAUUGGUUGUUUUGAUGUUUGUUGAAUUAGUUUUGUGUCACAGCUGUAACUGUAAAAACGGUUGCUUUACAAAACGAUGAGAGCUUAAAAUCUUAACUAGCUGGGUCUUCUCCUAGUUGCUUUUAUGGUGCAGUGUAUCUUGAAUCUUAAAUAAUCACAGGCAAUUCAAGUCAAAAGCGAUGUAGCAAAGGAUAAACAGCUUGGUCUGUGUUUAUUUUUUCAAAAUCUUCAUUCUAGAUCAGAUCUUUUUGUAGGAAAUCUUGAAAUACCACAUGCACACAAUAUCAACAAAUGCCUGUAAUAGAUGUGGACUGUAGUUUAGAUCCCCAGAGGUGUAAAGCCUUAGCUGUUUGUAAUUAGACCUAUUUGCCUGCAGUGACCCUUUGAGAAACAUGCAAUACAGCAUGUUUUAUUUUUUAGUUCAUAUUUUUGCCAGAUCAGCUUUAACUUAACUUGACCUGACCUUCAUAUUACCUAAAGCUGAGCUUUUUCAACACACUUUAAUAUAUUUGUCCAAACUGUUUUUUUUUUGUCUAAAGUCUACAAAUGUAAUUUUCAUUCUUACUCAGUUUUAUCUCUCUCAAAGAGAUGUUAAUUUAUUUUUAUAUUUUUUAAUGAGUUUUAAACAGUUGACAUGAUAUAAUUAUUUUUCAAUUUAAAAUGCAUGUAAAUUUAACAAUUUUUUUUUAAAAUAGUCAAAAAAAGUACAUAGACAAAUUGUUUAGUUUUUAUUUUAUUCUGUUCUAGUUUAUACAUUCCAAUUCCAGUUAAUACAUCCCAAUUAUUUUCCAAGGAUUUACUGAUUUUCUGCACAUGUGUGACUGUCACAAUAUACUACUUGUCAUAUUUGUUUCUGCAAUGAGUAUUUUUGUUAUUAUGCAUCAGCCAUUAUUUUUGUAAUGAUACAGAUAAUACAAUAUAUGGCUGCUUCUUUUUGAAUUAUAAUACUUGGGUAUUGUUUGGGGCAGCGUUAAACUCAUUGCUUGAGUCUAGUAUUGGUGGUUUAGUAAGAAACUGGAUUUUUUUGUGCAUAUUUCAGUUUGUUUAUGCCUGUAAAAUUGAUGUUACAGCCCUGUACAUGCUGAACUACGCAGCUCUAAAAAUAUCACAAUACAACAACUAGUUGAUGUGCAUUAGAUAAUGAAGAAAAGAAAAAAGAUAAUAAGAAUAGACUCUUUCUUUCAAAUUAAAUGGUGAGGGUGUUCUUUUUUCAUUCUUAAUAACAACUUAGAGAAAUUGACUAUUUAUCUAUUUAUUUUAUUUAUUUUUCAAUGUCCAAUGGAUAUGAAACUGAUAAAAUAGCAUUAUAUUCCUGUAUUCAUUUUGCUGAUGAAACUAUAAUGUCUCCAUUUUAUUUCUUGAUUAUGAGAAUAAA
Carassius carassius (crucian carp) is the source of this 4975-nucleotide messenger RNA. Its product is annotated as G-protein coupled receptor 52-like. The record is from RefSeq and is a predicted model, not a curated record. The transcript has a single exon. Gene Ontology annotation, cellular component: membrane. Gene Ontology annotation, molecular function: G protein-coupled receptor activity. Lineage: Eukaryota; Metazoa; Chordata; Actinopteri; Cypriniformes; Cyprinidae. Gene Ontology annotation, biological process: G protein-coupled receptor signaling pathway. Bases 2127 to 3239 code for a protein of 370 amino acids.